AUGUCCCGCGCCGGGUCUGAGGCCAAAAUGGGAAGACCUUCGAUUAGACUCAUCUCGUCAUACAUCUUUGACUGGAUCGUUCUCAUCGUUGUUGCUGGAGUCGGUUACGUCCUCGGUGUCAUCACGCCUAACAAGCGGCCCUUUUCUCUGGUUAAUCCUGACAUCUCUUUUCCUUUUACAGAACAUGAGACCGUCCCAGACUGGCUGCUCUUUGUCUUGAGCUGCGGCGUCCCUGCCGUCAUCAUCGUCAUUGUCUCCAUCAUCUUUGUACCUGGACUAUGGGAGCUUCACAUUGGUCUGCUGGGGCUCCUGAUGUCCGUUGCCUGUGGCUUCUUCUUCGUCAGCGGUAUCAAGAACAUGUGUGGCAAGCCUCGACCUGAUCUCCUCGCACGAUGCCUGCCAGACCUGGAGAACGCAUCCAAGUUUCUGAUUGGCGGCUUCCAAGGAGAAUCUAAGUUGGGCAACAGCAUUGGCCAGCUCUACUCGGCAGACAUCUGCCAGCAGACUGACAAGGCGAAGCUCAAUGACGGCUUCCGAAGCUAUCCCAGUGGCCACUCUGCCGCCUCUGCGGGUGGUCUCCUCUAUCUCUCACUCUUCCUUGCCAGUAAAUUUGCCGUAACGAUGCCAUUUGUGGCGACGGGCACCUCUUCAUCUAGCCACGACAUACAUGCUGCAUUCCCUUCUCGCCUGGGAUCCGCAGUCGAACAAUAUGACGACGAGGCAUCCGCUCCCAUGACGGGCAAAGGCGCCAACACAAGCAUCGCAUAUAACUCCAGCAUCCAGUCCCUGCGUCGUCAGGCAGCAGCUCCCCCCGUCUAUCUCCUGGUCAUUACUGUGGCACCAUUCUGCCUCGCCAUUUUCAUAGCAGCUUCGCGCUGGUUUGAUUUCCGACACCACGGUUUUGAUAUUUUGUUUGGCUUUUGCAUUGGUGUCUUUACUGCCAUCUUCAGCUUCAGGUUUUAUCAUUUGCCUAUUACUGUCGGAGCUGGUUGGGCGUGGGGUCCUCGCAGUCCAGAUAGGGCUUUCUGGGCUGGCGUCGGUCGACUGGGCUAUGUGGCUGAAAAGGAUGUCGAGCGUGGGAUGACCGUUCCUGCCAAUUAUGGAGCGUCCACGGAUGUCGAGGCGCACGGUGCUUCUCUUUCAGUGCCUGCAGCUAUGAGCUACAGGUCGCCGGUUUCGAGGAAUGACCCCUACCAGGAUGUUGAAUUACACAACUUGAAUGAGGGGACGAGCCAAGGGGCACAGCACGGGAAUUGA
Molecule: messenger RNA, 1257 nt
Organism: Trichoderma breve
Lineage: Eukaryota; Fungi; Ascomycota; Sordariomycetes; Hypocreales; Hypocreaceae
Product: PAP2 superfamily domain-containing protein
Exons: 3
Coding region: 1-1257 (418 amino acids)
Biological process (GO): phospholipid metabolic process
Molecular function (GO): phosphatidate phosphatase activity
Source: RefSeq, a predicted model, not a curated record